Messenger RNA from Ectocarpus sp. CCAP 1310/34, 4561 nucleotides. The record is from the annotation of a GenBank genome assembly. NCBI's taxonomy places the organism in Eukaryota, Phaeophyceae, Ectocarpales, Ectocarpaceae.
CAGCAGCAGCAGUGGUGUGGCUAGGCUCGCUAGCUUGUCUUCACAUUCUCACAUUCUCGGGGCUCCGCAGAACCAGGUUGUUCUACUUUCCUUCAUCGUGCGACAUCAGCAACCCCGAGGGCUUUCUGCGCCAUGGCGGACUCGACCGAGCAAGGAACGGACGACAAGGUUGUGGCUGGACCUGCCAAGUUGGCCGGCUCCAACCCAACCGCCGUAGAGGGGCGAGCCCCCGCAAGGACGACCGCGGACGAGCGUGUCGCCACCCAACCGCGUGAGGAGAAGGGAGGCGUCGAGAAACAGGCGUCAGAGGGCAAGGGCGACAAGAGCUGCUCGAAGCUGCCCGACGAGAGACGCUUGUGGAAGUUCUUGGAGGGAGUCAAGGGUUGGAGGUUUACGGGUAGCGGAUGGACAGUGUGCGGGCCCGAAGGCGGCGGUGGUGGUGACAGUGGGAGUUCCAUGGAGGCCGCCGAGCUCCCGCAGUACGUGGUCUCUCACCCAAGCCUACUGGCCGAGUACAAGGAGUGGCAGCAACGCCAGGCCGAUGGACAUGAACAGGAGAAGCCGCAAGAGUCUACCAGGCCCGAAGAAAAGCGGCAGGACAAGGGAGCGGCAGCGGUAGUGGAGAAGGGCAAUCAAACCCUUCCCUCCGAAGAUCGGGAGCAAGCGCAAGAGGCUGGAGCACCUCCCACUCCCGCUGACAAGCCUUGUUCAGUUGUAGACAAAUCCCGCACGGUGAAGGGCAGCACCGUGAUCGGAAUUUCUCCCGAGGCGACGGCUGCGGAAAAGCCGGCUGGGGUGGUAGACCCAGCGCACACGACUAAGGGUAGCACCCAGACCUCCUCCUCUCAAGGAAACGCUUCUCCUGAGGCACCGGCUGCGGGGGAGAAGCCUGCUACGGCGGCAGACGUAGCCCGCACGGUGGAAGGUAGCACGGAGACUUCUUCUCAAGGGUGCGUUUCCCCUGCGGAAAAGCCUGCUCGGUCAUGUGCCGCCGAACUCUCUCCGGCUGCCGCUGGUGCUGCCACUGCUGCUGCUGCUGCUGCUCUCGCUGCUGCACCUGCUACUGCUGCUGCCGCGGCUGCCGCGCAGAGGGGGGCGUCGACGACUGCCACCGUCACGCAGUGCUCGUCGCCCCCGAAGCCUUCGGGAUCGGUCCCUCAGGGGGACAUCAAAGGUUCCGAGGAGGGGUACAUGGUGGGGCCGGACAACAUCAAAGAAACUCCGCACCAGGGGGCGGCCAUGGAGGUAGAAGUUGAGGCCGGGGUGGAGGAAGUCGAGGUGACGGUGGAAGGCAAGGGAGAGGCCCAAGAGGCACCGUACGUGAACAUGGAGGUGGACGGUGAGGCCGGACUGAAGGCGGCGCAGGGAGAGAAGGCCGUGGGUGGUGACGUAGGACAGCGGGGAGGUGCCUCUGAAAAGCGGAGUGGUGAUGCGGUGGGGCCUGCUGGGGCCGGAGCAGCAGCAGCACCCGGCGACGUCGCGGGAGCCGGCGGCGGUGGUGCUGGGGCCGCUCCGAAGGGCAAGGCGAAGGGGGACGGGAAGGAGGGGACCGCGUUUGGACCGUGCAUGUGCCCGCAAGGGUCAGACGGUGUUCACAAGACGGUAGACGUGGAGCGCCGGUGCUGGCCCGGCAGCAACAAACCCGGCGGGAUCGGCCGCAUCACGAAGAAGUACACCGUCGAGGAGGAGGUGUGCGGCGAAAUGGUUCAGAUGUCGUACUUUGAUAUCAAGUACCUCUUAGGAGGAAGCGAGAAGAAGGUGCAGGAGACCUACAUCUCGUGCACCCCGCUGGAGAUCGCCGCCAGGCAGUCGACUCCUCGCGACAGGUUCACCGUCGAGGUGCCCGAGCCAACGACACGCCGCCAGAAGCCGGCUCGGACACCUCCGCCGCCAGCACCGACACGGAUGAGCCCCCUGGCAUCAAGCUUAGAUGCGAAUACUUCUUUGUCACCCCCGAAGGCGAAGGCUAAAGGCAGCCGUAGCCUCAAGAAGGUGUCGCCGGCGGUGAAGCGCUCAAAGCCAAUGCCAGCGGCGGCGGCGGCGGUGGCGGGCGGGCGGGAGGGCAAGGGACCCCGCAAGAGGGCCAGGACUGCGGACGGGGGCGAGAGGGCUUGUAAGAAGGCGUCGUCGCAGUCUGAGUGCAAAGAGAACCAGGAGGUGCACCGCGAACGGGAGGUGCCGGCACGAAGCGAGGAGCCGACGCGGCACGCCAUCACCGACCUGUCCGUGGUCGUUGAAGCCACGAAGACACCGAGCGCGCCGCUUUCCGCAGGGCGGAUGGAUGCCUUUCAGUUGGCGUUGGGAGCGCUCUUCCGCCAAAGCGCUACGGACACGAUAUCUUUGGCGAAAGUGCACGCCGACAUCAACGCUCAGGUUGUCCAUGGCACGUCACCCUUCAACGACAACGAGGUGACUCUCAGCCUCAAGUAUCUCGAGGACGUGGAGUCAAAGGUCAUGCUUGACAGCGGCAUGCUUUACCGCAUCUGAUCGGCGUGCCGCCUCGACCGCUACCCCAAGGGCGUGAGGUGCCUAAGGUGGUGCUCGGCGACGGCAUGCUCGGUCAGGAGGCUCGCGGCAUUCUCUACCGCGCGAUAGUUGGGCGGUCCGUGACGGGCUAUGAUCUCAAGAUUGAUCCACUGUUGGUGGCGUACCCCACGUAGCCCCUCAUUGUUGGGCUCGGUGGGAGCCUGACCAACGGCUCGCGAUACCACAAGCGUUGGCAGAUACCGCUGUACAUGUGCCACUUUCUGUGGAGGCCCAUUCCGCGGACCGAUCCUGAAGUGGUGCACGCCGUUCUGGGGCCGAUUCUGAUACAUGUACGCGGCUUAUGAGGGAGGGAGGGAGGGGCCUGGUUUCAGGGUGUGGGUGCGUGUCUGCACUUUUAUCUGUCGCGCGCAGGCAUUGUUGUUUAAAGCACGAAGGUCGAGCUUGCAGUUUGCGGUUUUUUGGUGCCUGCUGUGAUGUGUCGACUCUCUUUUGGCGACCUGGUGUCACCGUUCCUCUAUGGGUGCUGUAUUUUGAACGUAGUAAGGGUCGAGUAGAAAAGCAGAGUGCCUUGACUCUUUUACAGGCGUGCAGUCUCACAGUUUUUUCCCAAAGACCUUUGCGCUGUUGAGUUUUGUGAUUCCGAAUUCUUGGAGAUAUCAGUGCCAUCACAAACGUCAGCCUUGCUUGGUCUUUGGCUGUUUACGUACAAGCGGUUGCUGCGGCUCCUCUGUUCACAUUUGCGUACCAUGGUCUCGUUUUUUUCACGUGAAGCGGUUGCUGCCCAUCACGCACACGUCCAGUCAGCUCUUGUGUUUUGUGACGUUGUCAGCAGGAGGGAUGUCCCGGACCUUGCUGGUGGGUGUUUGGUGGAGGGGGGCGUUUGGAACGCGCGCGUUUGUUCUCGGCUCUCUUGUUUCUUGUUGCGGUCGUGAUUGGCGGCAGUACAGUAAUCGAACUUCCUUUGCUUAUCGUGGUCGGUUUUGAAGGGUUGUUUUUGCCUUGUUGCCACGGAUGGUGGCAUGGAGCAACACAUGCCGCCGCCCCCUGGAUUUCCACUGUGUGUGUGCAGUAGAUCCUGACUGGUGUUGGACACUAUCAGGCGGCGGUGCAUAGCGGUACACCUGGGCAAUGGGGGGGCAUAAACUGAAUUAUCGUAGUGCAGGGGGCAGGAGAAGUGGGGGGGGUGCCAUCGACUUGGAGUCCAAGGUGUCCCGCGUACCGUGUUCCACAUACCGUGUUCCACUACCGAACGCGUAGAGGCGUAUCCGCAGCUCUCUUUUGUGUUUUCAGGUUGAGGAAUUGGUCUCAUUUGAUAUCUCUUGGGGUGGCGUGGAGUAUGAUGCAUGUAUGUGAUGUCGGAGGUGGCAUCGCGCCGUAUGAAGUGAGUUUCUGUCGUGGGUCACCGCUGGCACAUGGUACAAUAGUACAGCGAUACCAUGAGAAUACAAAGCACGCGCAUUCGUGCGUCGGGGCUAGCAUGCUGUCUAGGCUUCGUUUUAGUGCUAGGUUGUUUGCUGUUUGUAGGUGAGAAUGGGGCUUGAUAGCGCAAUGGCAUUGCGUGAUGGCCGCUCAAACGCCAUCCGUAUUUUGUGGGUUGGGUCUCGGCUGUGUGUUGAAUGUUUGCUUUUCUAUGUUGCGUCGGGCUCCGAAGCUCCAUGUGUGUGCUAUCGUGUUGCCGCGGAAUGAUGGCCUGGUGUUCGUGCUAUCGUACGAUGGUGAGAGAAAAGCGAAGGGAGCUACUACACGUAGCACAAGAAAGUUGCUUUACGGAAAGAAACGUAGGUCCAAUGAUGGUCUGAUGUCUCCUUUGCCCAGAAAAAAUUCGUGUAAUAGUGCUGAGAGUGGUGCCACAGAGAUUGAAAAAUGCGGCCCAAGGGCGGAAGACGGACUGGCACGUAGUGUAGGGGGCUGGGUUUACGCGUGGACUGAAACACAAGAGUACUAACAUAGACUUGAUAUUGGUGUUUAAGAAUGUUCAAGGUUGAUAUCCUUCACCAUCAUUGCUCGUUUUGCAUGCACCCCGGGCGAAGGCCAAAGCGUCAACCACAUUUGCGUGUGGUACAACAACAGCCGU